Messenger RNA from Clavispora lusitaniae ATCC 42720, 1587 nucleotides. It is a transcript of the gene GUA1, whose product is annotated as GMP synthase (glutamine-hydrolyzing). Lineage: Eukaryota; Fungi; Ascomycota; Pichiomycetes; Serinales; Metschnikowiaceae. Gene Ontology annotation, biological process: GMP biosynthetic process. The record is from RefSeq and is a predicted model, not a curated record. Gene Ontology annotation, molecular function: GMP synthase (glutamine-hydrolyzing) activity; GMP synthase activity; ATP binding. Gene Ontology annotation, cellular component: cytosol.
AUGUCCACCGAAGACGUCCCCAUUGAAGUGUCCAAAGUUUUCGACACCAUUUUGGUGCUCGACUUUGGCUCUCAGUACUCCCACUUGAUCACCAGAAGAUUGAGAGAGUUCAACGUUUACGCUGAAAUGUUGCCUUGCACCCAGAAAAUCUCCGAAUUGUCUUGGACGCCUAAGGGUAUUAUUUUGUCUGGCGGUCCAUACUCUGUCUACGCCGACGAUGCUCCUCACGUCGACCACGACAUUUUCAAGUUGAACGUUCCUAUUUUGGGCAUUUGUUACGGAAUGCAAGAGUUGGCUUGGAUCAACGGAAAGGGUGUUGGCCGUGGUGACAAGAGAGAGUACGGCCCGGCCACUUUGAACGUCGAGGACAAGGACUGUCCUCUUUUCAAGGGUGUCGACCACUCUCAGGUUUGGAUGUCUCACGGAGACAAGUUGCACGCUUUGCCUACCGGCUUCAAGACCGUUGCCACUUCGGACAACUCUCCAUUCUGUGCUAUUGCCCACGAGAAGGAGCACAUCUACGGUAUCCAGUUCCACCCAGAGGUGACCCACUCUGUGAACGGAAAGGUUUUGUUGAAAAACUUUGCUGUGGACAUUUGUCAGGCCAACACCAACUGGUCGAUGGAGAACUUCAUCGACACCGAGAUUGCGCGUAUCAGAAAGUUGGUUGGUCCUACCGCUGAAGUUAUUGGUGCCGUUUCUGGCGGUGUCGACUCUACUGUCGGAGCCAAGAUCAUGCAAGAGGCCAUUGGAAACCGUUUCCACGCCAUCUACGUCGACAACGGUGUCAUGAGAUUGAACGAGACCGAGCAAGUGUACAAGACUUUGACUGAAGGUUUGGGCAUCAACUUGACUGUUGUCGAUGCCUCCGACUUGUUUUUGGGUAGAUUGAAAGGUGUCACCGACCCAGAGAAGAAGAGAAAGAUCAUUGGUAACACUUUUAUCCACGUUUUCGAAGACGAGGCUGCCAAGAUCAAGCCUGCUUCUGGCCAAGAAAUCGAGUACUUGUUGCAAGGUACUUUGUACCCUGACGUGAUCGAGUCCAUCUCUUUCAAGGGCCCAUCGCAGACCAUCAAGACUCACCACAACGUUGGUGGAUUGUUGGACAACAUGAAGUUGAAGUUGAUUGAGCCUUUGAGAGAGUUGUUCAAGGACGAGGUUCGUCACUUGGGUGAGCUUUUGGGUGUUCCUCACGACUUGGUCUGGAGACACCCAUUCCCAGGUCCAGGUUUGGCCAUCAGAGUUUUGGGUGAAGUGACCAAGGAGCAAGUUAAGAUUGCCAGAGAGGCCGACGCCAUUUUCAUUGAGGAAAUCAAGAAGGCCGGUUUGUACAAGGAAAUCUCCCAGGCUUUCGCUGCUUUGUUGCCUGUUAAGUCUGUCGGUGUUAUGGGUGACCAAAGAACUUACGAGCAAGUGAUUGCUUUGCGUGCCAUUGAAACUGUGGACUUCAUGACUGCAGACUGGUAUGUUUUCGAGGCUUCUUUCUUGAAGAGAGUUGCUUCGAGAAUUGUUAAUGAGGUGGAUGGUGUUGCACGUGUCACCUACGACAUUACAUCUAAGCCUCCAGCCACUGUUGAGUGGGAAUAG